This is a messenger RNA of Prunus armeniaca (apricot), 825 nucleotides long. The record is from the annotation of a GenBank genome assembly. NCBI's taxonomy places the organism in Eukaryota, Viridiplantae, Streptophyta, Magnoliopsida, Rosales, Rosaceae.
AUGUCUACUGUCCUAACAGAUGGUGGAGAGCAUCCGAAGUACUCUGAUUGUGACAAUUUUACCCUGGAAAUUCACCAUGGAGGGUAUGUUGCAGAUGAGUUCUAUUUGGGUGGCACUGUGCACUGGAGUGACAACCAUUGCAAAGAUUAUGUGUCCAUGUUGAAUUUGUAUGAGUUGGCAGUGAAGCUUGGAUACACAAAAAAGACAAAGAGCCAAGCUUUUGUUCCAAGUGGUGCAACACAAGGCAACAAAGGUAAACAACAUGUUGUUGAACAUGUUGAUGUGGGCGGUGAAGGUUUUGUAGAUGUGGAUUUAGAGACAGAUGAUGAUGGAAAUGUAGAUGGUUUUGCAGAUGAUGAUUUGAACAAUUAUGGUGAGUCAGUUAAUGUGGAUGAGUUUGUAGAUGUUGAUGUGCAAGAUGAAGAAAAAGAUGAGGAAGAACCUGAUGUAAAAGAUUAUGUGUAUAGUGAAACUGAGUUUGAGCAAAGUGAUGAAGAAGAUGAGAGGAUUUAUGGUAGAUUUGUUGUAAAUGAAGAUGAAGAAGACCAUGGGAAAGAACUGGGUGAGGCUGACAUUGAUGAUUUGAGAAGUGUUCAUGAUUCUAAGGAUGAGGAAAAUACUGUAGAUAGCACACAUGUGGGAGAGAGGAAAGAAGCAGAUUUGCCAUUUCUACUUGGAAGCAUUAUUUCAUUGAUGUUACUAAGGACUAGAUCUAUAAAGCAAAGCAAAUGGCUUAAGAGAAGAUUCAAGGGUCAAUUGAAGAACAAUAUGCAAAGCUAUGAGACUAUUGAGAGGAGAUUAAGAAACAAAAUCCAAGUAGCAUAG